AACGGAGCAGCGCGCGCUGCAGUAUGAGCAAACUUUGAUGUAUGGGCGUUACACUCAGGAGCUGGGUGUUUACGCUAAAGAAGAGGCCGCUCGGAUUCGAGAGGAUGGUCGUCACCGGCGCUCUGUUUCUGAACGCAGUCCUCCGCUCAAACUCCUGGAGUACGAGAAGGGACGAUGUGUCCGGUGUCGAAUCUGUGCAGUGCACUGUCAGCGGUUCCUCAUGUCGCGGGUCGGCGAGGACUGGAUCUUCCUCAUCUUGCUGGGACUCGUCAUGGCUCUGGUCAGCUUUGUUAUGGAUUUCUGCAUCGCCCUUCUCCUACAAGCACAGAAGUGGAUGUACGGUGGUUUGGACAGUAACGUAAUCCUGCAGUAUUUAGCUUGGGUCACUUAUCCUGUGGUUCUCAUCAGUUUCUCUGCAGGCUUCACACACAUAGUAGCGCCUCAGGCAGCGGGGUCUGGUAUUCCUGAAAUGAAGACGAUUCUCAGAGGAGUGGUGCUGAAGGAAUAUCUCACGUUAAAAACGUUUGUGGCCAAAGUCGUCGGACUGACCUGCGCACUGGGCAGUGGUUUGCCUCUGGGCAAGGAGGGUCCGUUUGUGCACAUUGCCAGUUUGUGUGCUGCUCUUCUCUGCAAAUUCAUGUCGUUCUUUGGUGGAAUUUAUGAGAAUGAGUCCAGAAACAUCGAGAUGCUUGCGGCGGCUUGUGCUGUCGGGGUCGGAUGCUGCUUUGCUGCUCCUAUUGGAGGUGUGUUAUUCAGCAUUGAAGUCACCUCCACGUUUUUCGCCGUACGAAACUACUGGCGCGGAUUCUUUGCUGCUACGUUUAGUGCCUUUAUCUUCAGAGUUCUGGCCGUGUGGAACAGAGAUGAAGAGACGAUCACGGCUCUCUUUAAAACGCGGUUCAGACUGGACUUCCCCUUUGACCUCCAAGAGCUUCCAGCGUUUGCUGUGAUCGGAAUCGCCAGCGGGUUUGGUGGUGCCUUAUUUGUGUAUUUGAACAGGCUUAUUGUGCAGUUUAUGCGAAAACAGAAAACUAUUAACAAGUUCCUCAUGAAGAAGCGUCUGUUGUAUCCCGCGCUCGUCACUCUACUGAUUUCUACACUAUCUUUCCCUCCGGGCUUUGACACACACUCACACACACAGCUUACACAGAAGGAGACCCUGGUUUCAUUUUUUGACAAUCGCACUUGGACGAAGCAAGGAAUGACGGAAGACUUUAAUUAUGACAGUCACUCGGCCGCCUGGAAACAUCCGCAGGCUAACGUCUUCGUGAUCCUCGUCAUCUUCAUCGUUAUGAAGUUCUGGAUGUCUGCUUUAGCCACAACUCUUCCCGUACCAUGUGGAGCCUUUAUGCCUGUUUUCGUCAUUGGUGCUGCGUUUGGCCGUUUGGUGGGUGAAAGUAUGGCCGCAUGGUUUCCAGAGGGCAUUAAUACGGACGGAACCAUCUAUCCCAUAGUUCCCGGAGGAUACGCUGUUGUGGGAGCGGCGGCGUUAUCCGGAGCGGUCACACACACUGUUUCCACAGCCGUGAUCGUGUUUGAGUUGACGGGUCAGAUCAGUCACAUUCUGCCCAUCAUGAUCGCUGUGAUUCUCGCCAACGCCGUUGCUCAGAGUCUUCAGCCGUCCAUCUACGACUCCAUAAUCCGCAUUAAGAAGCUGCCUUACCUGCCUGAGCUCGGCUGGGGCCACCAUGAGAAGUAUAAUAUUCGUGUGGAGGACAUCAUGGUCAGAGAUGUUCGUUAUAUCACACUGAACUCCACCUACAGAGACCUUCACGAGAUUCUCCUGAUAGGAAACCUCAAAACGGUGGCGCUGGUGGAGUCUGCAGAGUCGAUGAUUCUGCUGGGCUCUAUUGAGCGCGCUCAGUUGCAGGCGCUCCUCACGCAGCAUCUGAGUCGCGAGCGGCGGCUGGAGUUCAUACGCGAUCGCGCCGACGCCGAGAGAAAGCGUGUGUCUGUGGUCAGCACUCCCAGCAGCGAGGAGGGGGGUCACAAGGUCAACCACGAGGUUCGCUUCCAGAUCUCCACAGAAGAGUCGUCGUUCACACCGGCCCGUCCCAUCUCACCUAAACCUCUCAAACCUGCGCUGAAGAGGACGCCUGCCGCCGAGAAAAACAUCGAGAUCCCCACAAGUCCUCAUGAUUCUGGCAUUGGCUUGAAGAAUCUGUUAUGUGCUCGACCUCAGACUGAUGCAAUGGAGAAUAAUAACGUGGAGCACACAGUGGCUCCUGACUUCAGGCCCAAACGCGUCAGGAUUUCGGUCUUGGAGGAUCCAGACGCAGAGGAUGACAUGACUCUUGGCGAGAUUGAGGAGUGGGAGGAGCAACAGAUGGACGAGCAGGUGAACUUCAACAGCUGCAAGAUUGACCCCGCCCCCUUCCAGCUGGUGGAGCGCACUUCACUGCACAAGACUCACACCAUCUUCUCUCUGCUGGGUUUGGAUCACGCUUACGUCACCAGCAUCGGGAGACUUAUAGGAGUAGUUUCACUGAGAGAGCUGCGUAAAGCCAUCGAGGGCUCGAUGACGGUGAAGGGCGUGAAGGUUCGUCCGCCGCUGGCGAGUUUCAGAGACAGUGGCACCAGCGGCACCAGCAGCGAAAGCGAAGCCACUGAACUCCACAAACUGUGGGAUCGUCACACCAGCCUCAGCAUUCCCCGAGAACACCAGCCCAACGCCUCCGACUCGGACGAUAAGUCGCAGUGACCCGCGGCGGACGCUCGCAUCCAAAAACCCUCCGGUCUUCCCACACUUAUCCUCUUUGCCUUCUGGAGAAUCAGGGACUAUCUGGACUCUGCCGAGGCUCCUCCAGUGUGCGUAUGUGUGCGUUUAUUUGUGUGUCUGUUGCAGAAAGAGACGGAUCAUUUCAUCUUUGACGUUACCUACCAUUCCCUUUUUCACUUUUUAAGAAAUGUGAUGCACAAGCUCUGUUUGAACGCUUCAUCUGGUGUCUCGUGGUUUUUACAUUGGGGAAUUUAUAUCUCACUGUUUUUUUUCUUGCAGUUCUUUUUUC
This is a messenger RNA of Sinocyclocheilus rhinocerous, 3008 nucleotides long. Its product is annotated as chloride channel protein 2-like. Gene Ontology annotation, biological process: transmembrane transport; chloride transport. Gene Ontology annotation, cellular component: plasma membrane. The coding region runs from base 38 to 2701 and encodes 887 amino acids. The record is from RefSeq and is a predicted model, not a curated record. Gene Ontology annotation, molecular function: voltage-gated chloride channel activity. The transcript is spliced from 24 exons. Lineage: Eukaryota; Metazoa; Chordata; Actinopteri; Cypriniformes; Cyprinidae.